This is a messenger RNA of Pungitius pungitius (ninespine stickleback), 1289 nucleotides long. RefSeq names its product LSM4 homolog, U6 small nuclear RNA and mRNA degradation associated (gene lsm4). NCBI's taxonomy places the organism in Eukaryota, Metazoa, Chordata, Actinopteri, Perciformes, Gasterosteidae. Gene Ontology annotation, biological process: spliceosomal snRNP assembly; nuclear-transcribed mRNA catabolic process; P-body assembly. The transcript has 5 exons. The record is from RefSeq and is a predicted model, not a curated record. Gene Ontology annotation, molecular function: U6 snRNA binding. Bases 133 to 588 code for a protein of 151 amino acids. Gene Ontology annotation, cellular component: U6 snRNP; P-body; spliceosomal tri-snRNP complex.
UGAUUAACGUUACACACCGCAGAGCCGGAAGCUCCUCAGUAAAGAACGAAGAAGAAUACUAACGCUUACUAAAAUCCAAAUCGUGUCGAUAAAGUGCCAAAAGACACAAAAUCAGAAACAUUUAGUUCCACGAUGCUUCCACUAUCUCUGCUAAAGACUGCCCAGAACCACCCUAUGCUGGUUGAGCUAAAGAACGGGGAGACGUACAACGGUCACCUGGUGAGCUGCGACAACUGGAUGAACAUCAACCUGAGAGAAGUCAUUUGCACUUCAAGGGAUGGCGAUAAGUUCUGGAGAAUGCCCGAGUGCUACAUCAGAGGAAGCACCAUCAAGUACUUGCGAAUCCCUGAUGAGAUUAUUGACAUGGUGAAGGAGGAGGUGGUGUCAAAGGGUCGUGGACGUGGAGGCCCCCAGCAGAACAAACAGCAGGGCAAAGGAGGAAGAGGAGGAGGAGGAGCUAGCCGAGGCCUGUUUGGCGGCCGUGGCAGAGGAAUGACUGGUCCCAGUCGGGGCCAACAGCAGCAGCUUCAGCUGCAGCCGCAGGAUAAGAAACAGGGCAAACCACAGGGAAUGAAAAACCAGCACUGAUGAAACACAUUACGCCCUCAACAUCCCGUAAUUCAGAGCAAUGUCUCCCUCAGUAUACAAAGAUAAACCUCCCUUCUGCUGUGUAUGUCCACACUAUCACAGAAAUCACAAUGAGCGACGUCACGAGAAGCUGUGCUUUUGCACACCAUUUUUUUAGCUUCUAUAAGUUGUUUUUUUAGUAGGACCACACACCAGUGUAUCAGUCACAGCUGACAGAUUCCUUUGUUAGUAUCUGCUGAAGUGUUAUUACAACUUUGCAGGAACAUUUUGUCCCAUAACUCAUUACAAAAACAGUUGGUGCACUGGAAUGAGUUUUUUAUUUUGUUUUUUUUGUCAUCUUGACUCCUUGUGUGUAGAUUUCACAGAAAAUUCCCAACUUCUGUUGCUUCAAUAUAUUUUUUUAACUUGUUCUUUAUUUUUGUGCUGUUUGCAACGUUCUGUAGUUUGUCUGUUGUGCCGUUUGAUCCAAUCGUGGCAGGUGGGCCAGCAGACUUGCAGUUGAAGAGAAUUCAGUCCCUGAAAAUGAACACUUUUGUAAGAUGCCACAUUAUGAUCAUAAGGCUUUCCUUAAAAGAAAAAAAAAAUCUCUGAGUCUGUAAUUGAUGAGUCCAAUGUGUGUUGGUUGGGCUUUUUUUUCUUUCUUUUUUCCAACAAAAGAUUAUGUAAUUUAUUUACAUGACAAUUAAAGAACUUAUGUUAGA